AAAUAAAUAAAUUUAAACGAGUAUGUUAAAAAUGUUAUAACUAUGCAGUACUUUGGGAGAUAUUCCGUUAAAUAUUUUGUGAAAAAAUAUCAAUAUCGGUGCGUGCACGGGUCUAAUCUAGUUACAGUUUAAGACUCUCACCAUCAUGUAAGAGUUUGAACCCGGACUUGGAAGAAAUUGCAACUUCGAAUUAGAUCCGUAAGGGUAGUGGACUAGUGGGGCAGUAAAAACCCUAAACCCUUGAAUUCACAGCAAAAAUGGCGGAACUACAAACAGAGAUAAUCGCCGAAAUUCUCAGCCGUGUACCAGUGAAAACCCUCCUACGCUUCCUAUGCGUCUGUAAAACAUGGUAUUCCUUGAUCAAAACCCCCAAAUUCAUCAAACUCCACCUCAAUCAAACCCUAAAGUUCACCACCAAUCGCCACCUCCUCAUCACCCACACCUCCAUUUCCACCGCUGUAAUCCGCCGCCAAUUUCACUUUUUCGAGAUCCCAGACCACCCCUUGAAGGGAAAAAUCAACCUCAAGAAGGAACCAUGUCCACUUGGAGGGCCGUUUGACUCCUGCCCUCUUGAGCCUAUUAGCAUCCAACUUCAUGGGUCUUGCAAUGGCGUCGUUUGUAUCUCCGACCCACAGAAGAAAGAUGUCGUGUUGUAUAAUCCUACUACCAAAACGCAUCGUUUCCUCCCUCCGACGGAGAACCCUUACCCAGAUAAAUUCUCGAUUUUUGGGUUUAGGUACGAUAGCGAGAGCGACGACUACAAGGUUUUGAGGCUGAUGCAGUGUGUGGGGCCGAAUGAUGAGAUUUGGAAUGAUGCUAGGGUUUAUAGUUUAAGGCGAAAUUCGUGGAAACGGAUAAAGGAUAUUCCCUACAGUGUGAUAUAUGAUCAUGGAGGUGCGCUUGUUAAUGGAGCUUUGCAUUAUAUUGUUAGUAAGGUAGCGUUUGACUCGAGGACGAAGUUGAUUGCGAAAUUCGAUCUUGGGACUGAGACUUACUCUGUUAUGGAUUGCCCUGAUUAUGACAAGGAUUUAGAUAGUUGGACUGUUUAUUUGGGGAAUGUGGAUGGGUGUUUAAGUUUAUCGGUUAAUUAUGAUUUCCAUGGCCGUGCAGAUUUGUGGGUGAUGAAGGAGUAUGGGAAGAAAGAGUCUUGGAUGAGAGCGGUUAGUAUUGGGAAUCAUAAGGGUAAUUUGAUUGAUUUUAGAGCUGUUGGUUGUUCUGAUGAUGGGGAAUGUAUUUUGGUUGAGGUUGAUAAAUUUGAGCUGCGUUGGUACGAUAUAAGGCGCCAAUUGGGUAUUCGAGCUGGAAUUGAGGGGCUGCCGAAGGAUAAUUAUAACUCGGCUAUCUAUGUGGAAAGCCUUGUUUUGCUUGAUGGUUGUUGUGGGCAAAAUUACCGUGCCUUCGUGUACCAAUGAGGAUGUGACACAUGGCACGUAUUGCGCCCCCUAAGAAGAAAUCAUACGAAGUCUACUCCGGGGCAUGAGCAUUAAUCUAGGUAUCUACAAUGUAUGUAUUUAAGUGUGUAUAAAUGUAUGUAUAAAACCUAUACCUGGAGAAUUGUAAGGAGAAAGGACACGUGUCCUCCUCCCAUUCCCCAGCCAAUCAUGUAAGGGGAAUAUUAGGUCAUUCCCACAAAAACCUAGUACUAUAAAUAUUCCCACUUCCCUAGAAAAAGGGGUCACAAUCA
Messenger RNA from Spinacia oleracea (spinach), 1684 nucleotides. RefSeq names its product F-box protein CPR1-like. Bases 258 to 1412 code for a protein of 384 amino acids. Lineage: Eukaryota; Viridiplantae; Streptophyta; Magnoliopsida; Caryophyllales; Amaranthaceae. Gene Ontology annotation, molecular function: protein binding. The transcript has a single exon. The record is from RefSeq and is a predicted model, not a curated record.